Molecule: messenger RNA, 3316 nt
Organism: Drosophila ficusphila
Lineage: Eukaryota; Metazoa; Arthropoda; Insecta; Diptera; Drosophilidae
Gene: Ent1
Product: equilibrative nucleoside transporter 1
Exons: 4
Coding region: 203-1645 (480 amino acids)
Biological process (GO): nucleoside transmembrane transport
Cellular component (GO): plasma membrane
Molecular function (GO): nucleoside transmembrane transporter activity
Source: RefSeq, a predicted model, not a curated record
AAUUAGGGAUAACUUUAAUUUACUAUUCAUUGUUUUUCUAAUGAUAUUGUUGUUGUUAAAAAAAUUCUCAUUAGAUUACAGAACUUUGCUUGGAUCUGCAACCUAAAACACACAACUACUUCUGCAAGAACCAGCUGUUCCCACACGAGAUUACUCAAAGUUAUUAAUGAUUUAUUUACGGCGAGCACUAUAGUGCGAUUCGAUGCCAGGCAGCAGCGACACACAAAGACUGGUGGUCUCCCAGGACGAGGAUGAGGAGAUCCUGGGCACGGAUGGCAGCUUUGUGCCCGCCUUUCGCCCGCAAGACCACCAGGACUAUUUAUUGGAGGACGAUCGGUGUCUGCUGGAGCGCCAGCAGGACGAAGUGGUCCUGGUGUCCAACGAACCCAGAAGCGGCAGGCUCUUCACCUACUUCGUGUUCUACCUUCUCGGAAUCGGCACCAUGACACCGUGGAACUUCUUUGUGACCGCCGAAGACUACUGGAAGUAUAAGUUUCGCAAUACCUCUCUCAACUACACGGAUCUGGACGAGGAGCUCACCCCGCUACAAAAGAGUUUCACCUGCGACUUGGCUCUUACGGCCACUAUUUCGGGCACGACCUUUCUACUGCUCAAUGCCAUCUACGGUCACCUUGUGUCCCUUCGAACCAAGAUGCUGGGAACGCUAUGGGUGAUCCUCGUGUUGUUCGGUGUCACCACCGGCUUUGUUGAAGUCAACACUGACUCGUGGCAGGAACAGUUCUUCCUGAUCACGCUCAUCAUCGUGGUGCUGUUAAAUAUUUCUGCGGCUACUAUGUCGGGAGCCCUUUACGGAGUCGCAGGCCUGUUUCCCUCCGAAUUCAUUACCGCCGUGGUCAGCGGGCAGGCUCUGGGCGGCAUUCUCACGGCCCUGGCCUUCAUCCUCGUGCUCGCAUUUGACACGGGCCCCAAUACCACCGCCUUCAUCUUCUUCAUCGUGGGCGGAGUGCUCAUCCUGCUCUGCAUAGUUUGCUAUGUGAUCUUGGCGCGGAAGCCCUUUUUCAAGUAUUACCUGGAGGGCGGCGACAAGUACAAGGUAAUCCGAGCGGUGCCCUCGCACAGCCGCAAUGAAGGAGCCGAGGGUCUGACGCUUGAGCCAAUUUUGCGGCAGGUCAUGUCGAAGAUAUAUCUGCAUGCUGUCUGCCUCGCACUGCUCUACGUAACGACACUGUCUGUCUAUCCGGCGGUUACAGUGCUAAUGCAGUCUGAGGGUGGCCACAACGAGUGGACAGAUGUCUAUUACCUACCCGUGGUCAACUAUCUGAUCUUCAACUGCGGCGACUACUUUGGGCGGCUUUUUGCCGGCUGGCUGGAGCGACCCAUCAACCAGAACACUUCGCUGCUAUUCAUUGUAGCGCGCAUGGUGUUCGUUCCGUUCUUCCUGUGCUCCAACUCCAGCGAGCACAACUUUAUGCCCGUGUUGGUGAAGCACGACUACACUUUUAUCGCGAUGAUGGUUGUGUUUGCAUUGUCAAAUGGGUAUUUUACUAACAUACUGCUCAUAAUGGCGCCCAAGAGCGUGAAACAGCACGAGAAGGAGCUGGCUUCCUCGAUUAUGGCUGCCGCUCUGAGCUGUGGCAUGGCCGUGGGAUCGCUGCUCAGCUUGGUCUUUGUUCAGAUGCUGUGAUCACGCUAUAACAAUGAGUCUGCAGAUGGUGCCUUAGGAAAUGAUUGAAUCUUUAAGCUUUAAAGUCUUAUUUUACCUGAUAUUUGUUACAUAUCGUAAAUUUAAGCAAUGUUCUUAAAGUCAAUUCUGUUUGUAAAAACUUUUUAGUGCUCCAAAUUGCCACGAAUUUUCAAGAUAUCCCAUGUUUAACUGUUUGUCAAAGUUUUUUUUUACCAAUGUACGUUAUAAUAUUGUGUAGAUGUAAGCUUUAAAGAUUUGCUUAAAAUAAGAACAAAUUUUUUAACAAAUUUAAAAACGCUGAAAUUCUUUAGGUUUAACGUUUAUUUUUAGUUUUUCUUCGGAUCACAACAACAAUGUGGAUUAAUUUUAUUUGUUUUCCUUUUGACAUUAUUCUUUGAUUUAACUAAUGAACUCCAUUGUAAAAGUUGACUGCAAUUGAUUUAAGAUGUACACACUUUUAUUGAACUUUUGUUUACCGCCCUGCACUUUGAGGUACGAUUUUAAAGGCUAUGAAAUAGAUCAAAUUUUAUGAAAGCACAGUUUUUAAGUAAUCGGGGGGCUACCACGACUUACAUUUAAGAACAAGGUUUUGACUGACUUGGGUUGCUGGAAACCCGACCCUUCUCACAUUUUAAACCUGUGGGGAACAGUGGAACAAAGAGAUCUCGGAAUGAUUGUUUCAGACUUUUAGGAAUAAUCACCUUUCCAAAAAAAUAUUUCAAACAUCGAAUGCUUUGCAGAACUUUGUUAACCUCCUUUCAGUUUCAGGGCGACACUUUUUACUUGGUGUAUCUUGUUAAUUUGGAUUCACUUUACUAGUUUUGAGUAAACUUUAUCUUAAAUUCUUGCUAACAUCGAGAGUUAUUGGUUUCGGUAAACGUUUUAUAAGUGCCUCGGCAAUAUUAUUGCAACAAUGGGGUUCGGCUUCUCAUGUAUGUCGAUUUUUGUAUAACUCUAGGGUAAGUCUAACAUUUAUUUAACUAGUUUAAGAUAUAGGCAACAACAAAUUCGUCAGUUGCUCUGCUCAAAAUGUGUCUUUCUGCUCCUCCUUUAUGGCCUAAAUGUUUCCGUAUUUAUUUUCCUUAUUCAUUCUUUGUUUCCUUCGAAAUCUUACGCUGCUCUUCGGGUUUUCUGGUGUUUGACACCGACUUGCUUUUCAAUUAAAUUUCAUUUUCGUAUAAGUUAUGAGUUUACCGUUAACUUAGCUUAACAAACACACGUAAACAACGAACAUCGAUUAAAGCCUUGAUUGAAGUGGGUGUAAGGUAAUCGAGCGGGUGGCAUGCAAAAGAUAGUCUGCGGUUAAGAAAGCAACUACAACAUCAACAUCAAGGGUAGGGAAAGCGAACAACAUCGACAGCACACAGAUACGGAUGCAGAUAUAGUUGAUCGGGUAAUGCUUACAUACGUACAACACCAAAACUAUGUAUUUCGAACUGGAUAAUGCUGCUGAAUUGGAUAAGUCAAGCCAAUUACACGGUUACACAGAGAUAGACACUGAACGAGUUAGACGAUAGACAACCAACACCGACCGACCGACCGAUCGAUCGGAGAAACACGCACUCUGGAUACUCUGGAUAUUGCUUGUUGCUAUGUGGAUAUACAUAUCGUAUCUUGGGAACAAUCUUAACAUGGAAUCUACGACACACGCACACCAAAAACUACAACAUC